CCCCGAACUCAGACAGCAGCACUUCGCGCGGCAUUGAAGUUGGCACUCGUUUGAAAUCUCUCAUUGCUUGAUAGUCAGUCAGUCUGUUCCUGUUAAAUAACCAGUGAAUGAAUUAAAUAAAUAUAAACACUCGCACGCGACCAUAUUAUAAACAUAAUAGUGAGAUCUCGUAUACCUUUUGUUCGCAUUGGCUACAGGGUAUUUACAACAAAAUAGCAGCCAAUCGUAAAUGCAACGAACCUUGGCGCGGCUCUGAUUUGAAAGUUGCUGCACAAAGUGAUUCUAAAGCACCAUGUUGGACCUGAUCCAACCAGGCAGCGAGGUGCUCAGCACCAACACCAGCAAUAUCAGUAACAACAACAAUAGCAGCGAUGUGGUUGUGGUGCGAGCCAAGCCCAAGAAGGUGUUCAAGCCAAAGGCUCGCAUCAAUCGCAUACCCCAGGAGCUGCUCGAUGACCCCGUGCUGCAGCAGGCCAUCGGCCGCCUGCCCUCGAACUAUAACUUUGAGCUGCACAAGACCAUUUGGCGGAUACGCGAGAUGAAGGCGAAGCGCGUGGCCCUGCAGCUGCCGGAGGGUCUGCUGAUGUACGCGAUGGUCAUUAGCGACAUCAUCGAACGCUUCACCAGCGCCGACACCGUCAUCAUGGGCGACGUCACCUAUGGUGCCUGCUGCGUGGAUGACUACACUGCCAAGGCACUGGGCGCGGAGCUGCUGGUGCACUAUGGCCACAGCUGCCUGAUACCCGUGGACCAGACCUGCGGCAUCAAAGUACUCUACAUAUUCGUGGACAUCAAGAUCGAUCCACUGCACUUCCUCGACUCUGUCAAGCUUAACUUCAAACCAGAAGUGGGUCAAAUAGCUCUGGUCAGCACGAUACAGUUUGUGACCACACUGCAGGCCGCCUCAACGGAGCUGAAGGCGGCCGGCUACGAUGUGAUAGUGCCCCAGGCCAAGCCCCUCAGUCCGGGCGAAAUACUGGGAUGCACCUCCCCGCAGCUGCCGGAAACGACGCAAAUGAUUAUCUAUCUGGGCGACGGGCGCUUCCAUCUCGAGUCUGCCAUGAUUGCCAAUCCGCUGCUUAAGGCCUACAAGUACGAUCCGUAUGAGAAAAAGUUCACCUUCGAGCAGUAUGACCAUGUGGCCAUGCAGGAUCUGCGUCUCGGUGCCGUGCAGCGCGCUAAGAAGGCACGACGGAUCGGCAUUAUUCUAGGAACGCUGGGCCGGCAGGGCAGCUCAAGAGUACACCGAUUUCUGGAGAAGCGACUGCAGGCGAAGGGAAUCGAGACCACAACCAUAUUGCUGUCGGAGAUCUUCCCCCAGAAGCUCGCCUUGUUUGCGGACAUCGAUGCUUUUGUGCAGAUAGCAUGUCCCCGUCUCUCAAUCGAUUGGGGCUCGGCCUUUAGCCAGCCUCUUCUGAAUCCCUACGAGCUUUCCGUGGUGCUGGGCGACGUGGAGUGGACGCCCCACAAUUCCUCACCGCGCAAUAGUGCAUAUCCAAUGGACUUCUAUGCCAGCGGCAGCCUAGGCCCCUGGACACCCAACUUCAAGCCGCCCGCCCUAGGAGAGUGCGAGAACAAGCCAUCCGCCGACUGCUGCGGCCGCUGCACGCGCGCCGAACUGGAGAAGGACGACACCGGCAAGGCGGCAGCAUUGGCCGAUUUGCUGGACUUUAAAAAGGGAUAAGCAAGCGCUGUGCUAACUCUGCCCCUGCCUAGCAGCCACACAGAGCCCUCCAUCUCAUGCGACCUACUGCUAAGUUAUUUAGAUGAUAAGGUCGUCUGUCCAAAUAUAAUGCUUACCUACUAAUUUAGUUAGUACAAAUUUGGUUUUUAAGGCUUAUAUUUUAGAUUAUUCAUGUGUUCAGAUCAAAUUUACAUAUGUAUGCAAUUUUAGUAUGUUCUCAAUAGCAUCUCUCUUAAGUUCUAGCAAUUUAGUUGAAUUUCCCAUAGCGAUGCAAUUGUUACAAUAACAGCAACAAUUUACAAUAUCUUUUAACAUUAAAAUAAUGUUUAAAACAA
Drosophila obscura is the source of this 2019-nucleotide messenger RNA. It is a transcript of the gene Dph1, whose product is annotated as 2-(3-amino-3-carboxypropyl)histidine synthase subunit 1. The record is from RefSeq and is a predicted model, not a curated record. The transcript has 3 exons. Lineage: Eukaryota; Metazoa; Arthropoda; Insecta; Diptera; Drosophilidae. Gene Ontology annotation, molecular function: 2-(3-amino-3-carboxypropyl)histidine synthase activity. Gene Ontology annotation, biological process: protein histidyl modification to diphthamide. The coding region runs from base 293 to 1684 and encodes 463 amino acids.